CGCAGAGCUUGGGCUGGGCGGCUGGGGGGGGGGGCGGCGGUCUGUCGCCGGGCCCCCUCCUCCUCCCUCCUCGCUCUCCAGCACCGCGGCCACUGGAGCGCUCCAGGGGUCUGCGCCUGCCUACUCCGCCCCAGAUCUGCCGGCGAAGGGUUUAUGUCAGCGUGGCUUCAUUCAUACAGAUGAACCAAGCAUUGGGAUAGCAGUAUAAAAUUAGAAUCAGACAGCUGACUGCUCAGCAGGAUGCCAUCAACUAACAGAGCAGGCAGUCUAAAGGACCCUGAAAUUGCAGAGCUCUUCUUCAAAGAAGAUCCGGAAAAGCUCUUCACAGAUCUAAGAGAAAUUGGCCAUGGGAGCUUUGGAGCAGUAUAUUUUGCUCGAGAUGUGCGUACUAAUGAAGUGGUGGCCAUCAAGAAAAUGUCUUAUAGUGGAAAGCAGUCUACUGAGAAAUGGCAGGAUAUUAUUAAGGAAGUCAAGUUUCUACAAAGAAUAAAACAUCCCAACAGUAUAGAAUAUAAAGGCUGCUAUUUACGGGAACACACUGCAUGGCUUGUAAUGGAAUAUUGUUUGGGAUCUGCUUCAGAUUUGCUAGAAGUUCAUAAAAAGCCAUUACAAGAAGUGGAAAUAGCAGCAAUUACACAUGGUGCUCUCCAGGGAUUAGCUUAUUUACAUUCUCAUACCAUGAUCCAUAGAGAUAUCAAAGCAGGAAAUAUCCUUCUGACAGAACCAGGCCAGGUGAAACUUGCUGACUUUGGAUCUGCUUCCAUGGCCUCCCCUGCCAAUUCUUUUGUGGGAACGCCAUAUUGGAUGGCCCCAGAAGUAAUUUUAGCCAUGGAUGAAGGACAAUAUGAUGGUAAAGUUGAUGUAUGGUCUCUUGGAAUAACAUGUAUUGAAUUAGCCGAGAGGAAGCCUCCUUUAUUUAAUAUGAAUGCAAUGAGUGCCUUAUAUCACAUAGCCCAAAAUGAAUCCCCUACACUACAGUCUAAUGAAUGGUCUGAUUAUUUUCGCAACUUUGUAGAUUCUUGCCUCCAGAAAAUCCCUCAAGAUCGCCCUACAUCAGAGGAACUUUUAAAGCACAUGUUUGUUCUUCGAGAGCGCCCGGAAACAGUGUUAAUAGAUCUCAUUCAAAGGACAAAGGAUGCAGUAAGAGAGCUGGACAAUCUGCAGUAUCGAAAAAUGAAGAAACUUCUUUUCCAGGAGGCACAUAAUGGACCAGCGGUAGAAGCACAGGAAGAAGAGGAGGAGCAAGAUCAUGGUGUUGGCCGGACAGGAACAGUGAAUAGUGUUGGAAGUAAUCAGUCUAUUCCCAGUAUGUCUAUCAGUGCCAGCAGCCAAAGCAGCAGUGUUAACAGUCUUCCAGAUGCCUCGGAUGACAAGAGUGAGCUUGACAUGAUGGAGGGAGACCAUACAGUGAUGUCUAAUAGUUCUGUCAUCCAUUUAAAACCUGAGGAGGAAAAUUAUAGAGAAGAAGGAGAUCCUAGAACAAGAGCAUCAGAUCCACAGUCUCCACCUCAAGUGUCCCGUCACAAAUCACAUUAUCGUAAUAGAGAACACUUUGCAACCAUACGAACGGCAUCACUGGUUACAAGACAGAUGCAAGAGCACGAACAGGACUCUGAACUUAGAGAACAGAUGUCUGGUUAUAAGAGGAUGAGGCGGCAGCAUCAAAAGCAGCUGAUGACUCUGGAAAAUAAACUAAAGGCAGAGAUGGAUGAACACCGUCUAAGAUUAGACAAAGACCUUGAAACUCAGCGUAACAAUUUUGCUGCAGAAAUGGAGAAACUUAUCAAGAAACACCAAGCUGCUAUGGAAAAAGAGGCUAAAGUGAUGGCCAAUGAGGAGAAAAAAUUCCAGCAACACAUUCAAGCUCAACAGAAGAAAGAACUGAAUAGCUUUUUGGAGUCCCAAAAAAGAGAAUAUAAACUUCGAAAAGAGCAGCUUAAGGAGGAGCUGAAUGAAAACCAGAGCACACCUAAAAAAGAAAAGCAGGAAUGGCUUUCAAAGCAGAAGGAGAAUAUACAACAUUUCCAGGCAGAAGAAGAAGCUAACCUUCUUCGACGUCAAAGGCAGUAUCUGGAGCUAGAAUGCCGCCGCUUCAAGAGAAGAAUGUUACUUGGGCGACAUAACUUGGAACAGGACCUCGUCAGGGAGGAGUUAAACAAAAGGCAGACUCAGAAGGACUUGGAACAUGCUAUGCUGCUACGACAGCAUGAAUCCAUGCAAGAACUGGAGUUUCGCCACCUCAACACUAUUCAGAAGAUGCGCUGUGAGUUGAUCAGACUGCAGCAUCAAACCGAGCUCACUAACCAGCUGGAAUAUAAUAAGCGAAGGGAACGGGAACUAAGGCGAAAACAUGUUAUGGAAGUUCGACAACAGCCUAAGAGUUUGAAGGUACUUUCACAGAAAAAUAUAUCCGUUUCUCUUUUUUUCUUUCAGCUGCGUUUGGAUGAAGCACAGGAAGCAGAAUGCCAGGUUUUGAAGAUGCAGCUGCAGCAGGAACUGGAGCUAUUGAAUGCAUAUCAGAGCAAAAUUAAGAUGCAGGCUGAGGCCCAACAUGAUCGAGAGCUUCGAGAGCUGGAACAGAGGGUCUCCCUUCGCAGGGCACUCUUAGAACAAAAGAUUGAAGAAGAGAUGUUGGCUUUGCAGAAUGAACGCACAGAACGAAUACGUAGCCUGCUUGAGCGUCAAGCCAGAGAAAUUGAAGCUUUUGACUCUGAAAGCAUGAGACUAGGUUUUAGUAACAUGGUCCUUUCUAAUCUCUCCCCUGAGGCAUUCAGCCACAGCUACCCAGGAGCUUCUAGUUGGUCUCACAAUCCUACUGGGGGGCCCGGACCUCACUGGGGUCAUCCCAUGGGUGGCACACCACAAGCUUGGGGCCAUCCAAUGCAAGGUGGACCCCAGCCAUGGGGUCAUCCCUCAGGGCCAAUGCAAGGGGUCCCUCGAGGUAGCAGUAUGGGAGUCCGCAAUAGCCCCCAGGCUCUGAGGCGGACAGCUUCUGGGGGACGGACAGAACAGGGCAUGAGCAGAAGCACGAGUGUCACUUCUCAAAUAUCCAAUGGGUCACACAUGUCUUACACAUAAUAAUUGAAAGUGGCAAUUCCGUUGGAGCUGUCUGCCAAAAGAAACUGCCUACAGACAUCAUCACAGCAGCCUCCUCACUUGGGUACUACCAUGUGGAAGCUGAGUGCAAAUGGUAUAUUUUAUUCGUUUUUGUAAAGCGUUAUGUUUUGUGUUUACUAAUUGGGAUCUCAUAGUAUUUGGCUGCCGGGUAUUUGUGGUUGGCUUUUUGUUUCCUUGUUUUUAACUUUUGGAAAAUUUUAAAACUGGGAAUAGAUAAAUAUUUCAUGUGUGUGGCAAAAAAGAAAUUGGCUUAAUAGAAGGGGUUUUAUCAGAACAAUAUAAAAAUAAAAUGAAGCAUACUGCCCUGAAUCAUCACUUUAGGAUGUCCAUAGCCUAAGAAGUUUAUUGAAAGAUCUAAAGCCUUCCUCCAUAUUUCAAAUUCUGUGAGUCACUGACAGCAGGCAGCGUCUGUGCUGAAACAUGUUCUUACUGAAACAUACCUCCACACCUUACCAGUGUGUUUCCUUUCUUUAUGAAAUUGGUCUGACUUAUCAACCUUGUUUGGACUAAAGCAGAAAACCAUGAACAUUAAAAGAUUGUAUUUACCUUUUCAGGUGGUAGAAGAUCAUUUAGUUUUUUGCUAAGUGCAUCAGAAGUUUGUCCCUGAUUUUGUAGGUUGUAUUGUUGUUAAGAUGGCAUUGCUUAAGGAGAUCAUAAGCUGUGUGGGGAUUGCACUAACAAGCUUGUCAGCAGCUAUCAGGAAAAAAACAGAGGGUUGGGACCCUGAAAGUUCCUGUGAUGCAUGUGUUCAGCAUGGAAUGAGGAGAUAAAGCCUAUGUAUCAUGAUAUUUUGUUUCUUGUAGAGUGAUAGCUCAUGCUACCCAAAUUAUAAGACACUAAAAAGUACCUUUGCUUUGUUUAUACAAAAUCAAAGACACUUAGCCAACACAAAGCAAAUGCCAGAGUUAUUUGAAUGAUGCCAUAUUUGUGAACUGCCAUCUAUUAGAAUACUCAUCACACUACAUAGACAUAAUUUUAUUUAUCCCUCUUUUGGCUUAUGGGAUUUCCUGUUUACAAGUAGCAAUAGUCAAUUAUUUAAAUAUUUAGUUGCCACUAGGAAUCACUGAGCCAAUGACCACCAGCUGCUGACUAAUCUUCACACUGUAGAUGUUGCUUCAUCUGCAGGUUCUCUAUGUUUAAUUGCUGUUUUUGUUGCUGCAGUACCUUACAAACUUUUAGUUCAUUGAAACUUCAUGUUACUUUCCCACAAUAGUAAAGUUCCUUUCAGAAGUCUCUAGCUUAGUGCUAAAAUACUACUGAGGAAGAAACUAGGUAGUUUGAAGAGUGAAAGAAAACAACAACAAAAAUUAAAAGUAAGUUAUAGUGACCAAGGACCACUAACCUGGGAGUGUGUUCUAUGUUUUCUUCAAUGAAGGAUUAACCCAGUGUUAUAAGUCAGUGCUAGUUAGUAUCCUCCAGUUGCUUGUGUAGAGCUUGAGGUGGAGGUAGGCAAGGGGCAGUGCCGUGUUUAGUGACAGACCAGAGUUUCUUACAAGUUAUUGUCCUGCUCCCUCUUCAGUUGUCUUGAAGAGCUCUUGCUGCUAACUCUGGGUCCUGCUUUUCCUGUAAUUAGAAGGCAAGAACACACUUAAGCAUACUUAGAACAAACUAGCGACCAAAUUGUCAUCUGCCACUAUUGAAGUUCUUGGUUUUCUUAACAACAGAUUAAAUCUCGUCCAGGUAUGUCUGUCAUUCCAGUCUCUAUGACUUGCCCCCUUAGGGAAUUUCUGACUUUGGGUUGAGGGUUUCUGACACUAAUUAGAAGAGAAAUUAGAUCAGGGUGUGGUGGCAUAUACUUAAAAUCCCAGCAAUUGGGAGGUAGGAGUCUGGGGUUCAAGGCUGCCUUCGGCUGUCUCACAAAGGAAAGAAAAGAAGAUGCUAUUAUAUAGAUCCUUUGAAAACCAAUAUAAGGUUGGUGGCAGAGUUCACAGAGCCAGGGUUUUAAACAUGAUCUAUAUCAGUUUUUAGGUAAACAUAGUUAAUGAAAGGGGCUUUUUAAGUUUUUUUUCUUCCUGCAUUCAAAAUUCUAUUCAAGAGUUUCAAACAAAUUUGAGAGUUCUAUAUAUUUGAAGGAAAUAGGGAAAGCUUUAAAUUUAAUAGGAUGUUCAAAACUAAAAGAAGACCAUCUUUAUAAGAUGAUCUUAUAAAACCAUUAAACACCAUGCUUCUGCAUCUGGCCCUAUCCACUUCUGGAGGGUUAGAAUGGGAAAGUAAAUCAGAUGUGAAUAGAAAAUUCCUUCAGACUCCAAACCAGAGAUACAUUUUAUAGUCUAGCUGUGAGUUUCACUUGGUCAGAUUGAGUUGCUGAGUCCAUUUUGAUCAUAAUGUACUCAUACUAGUGUGACUGAGUAAUGACUAUGUGUUGUGUCCAAAAGAGAUUUCUGCCUCAUCCAAUUGUGUGGCACCAGUUUUCCCAUAUAGGUCACGAUUAUACCAUCAGUUUAGUUAAAAUACAUGUUGUUUGCAAAAUGAUUAGUGUUAAUGGAUUGUGUGUAAGCUAUAAAUAACUUCUGAGUAAUCGUGUACAUGGCAGAAACCGUGACAGUAAAACCUGGUAGCAGGAAAAUUCGAAAGGGUUUAAAAUACCCUGAAGACAGGGCACGCACUUUCUGGGGAAAAAAAAUGUGGAAAUGUCAAAGUUUGACCAGUUUAACACUACCUCCUCCCCAUUAUCAUAUGUGUGUUUAAGAAAGUGAGAAGUGUGGAGAACAUGUGCAGCACACCAGAAGUUAUGAUCUAUAUCUGGUAUCCAGAGCCUAGUGGGGAAACGUUUCUUGUUCUCCCUUUUUGGGGUCAGCAUUUUAAACAUACAUAGCUUCAUAUCUUAAGACAUUUUAUUCCUAAUUAGAUUCCCCACCCUUUGCACAUAAGUUUUCCUUUAAACUUAGCUCUAACCCUAAGUUGUGAUGUCAGAAAGUGUUUGCAUUGUGUAAACAACGUUAGCUGAAAGCGAGUUUAUUUCAUUAGAGCUCCUAUUUUCUGUAUGUUUCUUUAACCAGAGCUGAACAGUCCUGAACAUGGAGUCACACCCACAGGUGAACACACUCAGUCUCAAGUCAAGGCCUUGCUAGUAAAUGGAACUUUGUGAUAGUUAUUAUGAUUUUUUUGACUGCCUGGACAUCAAGUAAACAACAUUCAGAACACUAAGGAAAAUGUUCUAGAGAUUCCAUCCUGCUACUAACAAUUUUUUUGUGUACAUCCUUUUUUUGUUUUUCAGAACUUAAGGCAGAAUUCAGUAAUUUUGUGCUUCUGUAAAUGUCUAGCAUUUUAAGCAUAUAUAGACUACAUUGUUUUGGACACUGGAAUAAUAUGAUUUAUUUUCACCUAUAAAAAUGACUUCAUUGUACUUGAACACCUUUGCAUUUCUCCAUUUGUGCCAUUUACAAGUGGAAAUAAAUUGUAUUAUACCAUGAUCUACUGGCUUUUUAAAACUGUUACAUAUGCACAUUUUUGGUAUAGCUAUUUUCAUUUGUAUGUGUAUAUUGUAUGUAUAUUUAUAUAUAUGAGUGUCUAUAUGUGUGUAUAGAUGGAUGGAUAAACUCAUUCUAUACAUGUCUGCCAGGGCUCAGUUUUGAGUUUUGUUGUUUUCUUUUUUAUCUUCUGUUAAGGCAAGGAUGUGUGUGUGUUUUUAAAGAGUACUCUGAGCUGAUAUUUAUGAGAAGGUGAUUAGUAGAUUCAGUCGUUUCCUUUUUAAUCCCCUAGCACUUGUAUGAGUGAAGAGAAAGUUAAGUAAAAUGAAACCAUAAAUUUCAGUGUAGUAAAACCAUGAUAGGGAAGGAGCCAGUUGGUGUUUUUUUGAGUUUGUUUUACAAUGCAAUAAAAGAUAAAAGCAGGAGAAAAGUGAACUGUACAAAGAACACUGGUGGUGAUUUUCCACAAAGGUGAAAAGCCAGUGAUCCAUUCUUUGUUGAUGUCAUGAUCCUCCACUCUUAAUACUGAUAGUUCUGGAUUUUGCUGAGGAUCAAAACUGCCAAGAAAGAAACUACUACUAAAACAUAUCUAAGGUUAUCCUAAACUGUAAAAUCACAGGAGAUGGUUACUGGGAGAGAAGGCAUGAUACUGGUUUGAAGGGCUGUCUCCUUUUAACUUACUCUUCUUGCUUGCUAAUAGUAAGUUCUUUAUGCACCUUCGACCCCUUCUGAGCCACUACUAUUCAAGCAGAUAUUUGGUCCAAUGCAAUAUCCCUUUCUUAGUUUUAUUUCUUUUCUUUUGAGACAGGGUCUUGCUUUCUGGUCUGGUAACUGAUGUUUACCCAAGACUGGCCUCAAAUUUCUAGCACUCCUAUCCCAGCCUCCCAAGUAAUGGGAUUACAGGUGUGAACCACCAUGCUCAGCCACAGCAACCCUUUCCUUCGGAGGUUUUAUAGUUCUGCAUUCGACUCAUGUUCAGAAUGUGAAGUGUCCUAAUGUGUAUUAACUUCGGAAAAACAAUAUAUUUAAGCUAUCCUAAGUGUGAAUCUGCUAUAAUGAGAAAUUCUCACUUCUUACAUAGAGCCUUCUCUAAGGAGCAAAGUCAAAAUGUGGGCUGUCAUCGCUGAGCUGCUUCUCAAAUUACAGAUCAUUAUUGAAGAUAAAUACAUUGUUUUGUUUCCCCCCUUUAACAGAAGUCUCCCUUCCCUGUUUAGUAUCGCCUUUUAAAAGGCGCUCAUACUUAGUUAAGAACUGGAAAUUCCCACCCUCGGAUUCCUUAAAGGAUGAAGAGUGUGCUGUACACUCAGCAUACGUGCCUCUUGUAUGCAAGGACUACUGAUUGACGUCUGUUUUGCUGUGUCUGGUUAUGUUGUCUGCACUUUUAUGAAAUCACUACAGUAGAUCUACAUUGGAAAUAACUAUUGAUUUGUAAAGAAAUUUUUAUUAAACACUGUAGAAAAAGAAAGUAAAGCGGAGAACUCUUCCUUUUUGUGCAUUUAUAUUUUCUGCUGAACUCUGGUAGCCCAUUUUAAAGUUGUAUUGACUUGUUGGUUUUCCUCUUUGAUUAUAUUCAGACUUCCAAAGUUUUAUUCAAACAAGUGCUGGCCUUCAGAUUAUAAAUGUAUGAGAUAUGCACCGUAUCUGCCUAUUGCAGACUUUUGAAACUUGCACUGCCCAUUCAUGCAAAAAUAAGUAUCUUAAGAAACAGAAAACACAAACUGGGGAGCCAUGUACUGUGUCACCAUAUCUGUUAACUGUUUCCAGCAACCCAAACUGUGUGUGUGUGAUAUUGGUGUGUGAGUGAGUGAGUGUGAUUUUAUUUUGCUUUGCUUUCCUUUUAAAUAUACAAGGGGUUCUUCUUCAAACAGAGGAAAAAGUUAAUCCUCUCCAGUUGAUGCCCACUGGAUAUAAUAAUCUUUACAUCUGUAGGUAGUUGGAAAUAUGAAGAGAAGAGAAGGUAAGACUUCUCAAUGAAUGGAAAAGGGUAUCUUGAUGCUCAAGAAUCCCCCCUCCCCUAAAAGUACGGGUAAUUCAACCUGCACAGUUUCCUUUCACUUGUAGUUUAACAAUUAUGAGUGAAAAAUCAUGUAAUUAUCUGUAAAUAUGUAGCUAACAAAUUGACCUAGUUUCUGUAUUUUUUGGUUUUGUACUAAAGUUUAUAGGUCUGUGCCAGCUAGAGAGGAGUUGCUGUCAUUACUAGUUGUGGCUCUAGCAUUUAACCCUGAAACCAUCCUAGGUGACAUUUUUAGAAUUAACGCUUAAAUAUUGUUAAACAGGGAGAAAUGGAGCUUAAUCAUUGGUCAGGUUUGAAAUCUUUUGAAACUAAGUAAUUUUAUUUAAUAUGAUUACAUGUUGUCAGUCAUGAGUGAGGUGUAGGGAGUCUCCCUCCCCCAGUGGCCAUGUUUACAGAGUGUUUGUCUAUAAAGUGCAAGUGUGUUAAUGUUAUGUAAAUUAUGCAGGUGAUAACUAUGGUUUGGGACUGUUUAUGGGCUCUUUUAACUGAACUUUAAAAUGAAAUGAACUAUGCUUAUUGCUGGCACAUCGAUCCCAUUUCUGGAACAUUUUUCCUACGUCCAGAAUUCUGUAUUUUCCUUGACAUUAUCCCCACUUAACCUUCCUCUGAUAUGCCUUGUAGCUAAGAUAUUAAAGACUGUUGAACAUAGAUGAGGGAAAUGUGUUUCUUAAAAAUCCAUGAACCCUCAAUUGUAUGCUUUCAGUAUUGUGUUAUAUGUUUCUAUGGCAACUUUGAAGUCAGUGGUUUAGAAAUGAGAUACCAAUGUUAAUGAAAAAGUAUGUACUCUUUGCUUUUGCAUGGCUUGGCUUAGUAUACAAGGUAUAUUAGAGCCACUUGAAAGCAUGAAGACCAGUUAUGGAAACAGGUUUCUCUUAGUGGCACAUUUUGCUUUUUCUUAGCCCUCAAAUACAUUGCCUCGGCAUGAACAUUAUUGUUAAUAUAAAUUGCACAUGAUCAUCAAGCGAAUUCUGUAAUUUUGAAAGAUGCAGCUGCCUGAUGUCUGCAGUUUGGUUGGUCUCUAUCUAAAUAACAGUGUGGGUAUGGGAGCCCUUCUUGCCCUUUCUUGGGUCUUAAACAGGUCUAUCAGUUUAUCAAGGUGUUGGCUGCCCCUGGGGUAUUGCCAUGCUGUUGUCUUUGCUGCCCAUUCAUCCCACGUGUGCUGUGUCCUUCCUUGCAUGUCAUACUCUCAGAGAAACCAUCAUCCUUUUUUCCUAGCAAUUUUAUUUUGCCUUUUCUUCCACAUUAAAUGGGAAUUGUGCCUAUUUAGAUUGCCCCUCUAGUUAAAUACAACUGUAACCCAAGCCAGAGACAAGGUGGUAAAACAUUUUUUUUUCAAGUCCACUUGGCCAGUAAUUUACCUAGCAAACUUACCACAUUAUCUUGACACUUGAUAGAAGAGCCUGUUAGGAGUCACGUGGUUUCAUAGAGUAAAGUCCAAGUGAAGAGGGAUGUGUGGGGUUUCCAUUAGGAAAUAAUUUUGUUAUUUUACUUUUUAUGACCCUCUGCUAGUUUAGAAUAGGUUUUCUCUUUUUUUAAAAAAAAAAUUUUUUUUUAGGGAAGUUUUUACAAAAGCAAUGGUCUGAUGUAAAUAACCUUUUAAAGUACAGUGCACAUAACUUCCCUAGGCUGUUCCAACCUGACUUUGUAAAUGCUUUAGAGUUUUUAAAUUAACACUUGUGUUGCUAAAUCCUAUUUAUGUAAGUCUGAAAAGGUUUUUAUCCCAUGUAAAACAUUUAAAUAAUGCAGGUUAUAAUGAGCAAGUUAGCUUUGAGAACCCCUCCUUUUAGUAUAUGAAAAGCCUAAUGCGCAUUAAUGAGGUUGGAGAGACUAUGAGAAAUAUGUAUAGUGUAUAUUUUAAACAGCUUUGCUUGUAUUGUGAAGAUUUAAGAACAAACUUGAGAUUUUUAAAGUUAACUAUUAACACAGUUUUAAUGUAAGUUAUCCCACUGGGUUUAAAAGCAUCUUGAAUGUAUAACCCUUCUACAACCCAGGUUGGUUUCUGCUUUUACCGAAUCAUCUAAACGUUAUUUAUAUUUUUAGUUUUAUGUACUCAUUUCUUUUCAUUUUCCUCAAACAGCAUGGGUUUUUUUUGCACAUGUAGAAAUUUUUAAAAAGAAGGAAAUUAAUACAUGAUUUUUCUCUGAAUUUUCUUCACUUCAGUCUUUCUACUAACCUCUUAAAGGCCAUGGCAUUCCAUUUGCUUUAUUUGUGCAAAUGCCAGGGCUGGUUUUUAUUUUAUUUUUGCUAUUUACCUUUAAAAAAAAAAGACAAUGCUUCAAUCAAUUGCUUUUUUUUUAUUUAAAAUUUAAAAAAAAAGAAAGAAAAAAAAGCUGUAACCUUAUCAUUUCUGAGUAGACCAUUGAGAGAGAAGUGCACACCUGUCGUCCCAGGACCAGCUUUGGUGGCUAAAGGGAAUAUUUUAACUAAGCGAGACGUUCUGUACAAAAUGUGGAAUGUGCUAUCCACAGUCUAUUUCAGUUAUUCCCACAAGUCAGGUCCUGAUAAAUGAGGGUUAUCAGCUAACUGAUAAGAUAUCAUUGAGGUUCGUCAAUGAAUUUGUACAUUUCUAGUUCCCUUUGGUGAAGGGGAAAGUGAUUUUGCAAGACCUAGAUUUUGGCUUGGUUUCUUGCCUCCUUUUUUGGCAGCCUUCAUCUUUUCCUAAAGCCCUUGAGCCUGUAGGGUUUUUAUAGUGGACAAAGGACUUAUGGUCUUUAAAACUGGGAUAGAUUUUGGGGGAAGGGCAAGAAAUUAUCAUAUUGAACAUACAGUAUCCUAACACUUUUAACAGUGGAUAAUUUUGAGUAAGCCCAGUCCUUUCCAAUUUUAGACUAAACAGAUGCCCACAGUGGAGGCUUACAAGGGUUGCGAUGAGGAAGAAGCCUCUCCCUCUGUCCGCACCAGCUGGUAAAGGUGACCGCAGGUGUGCGUUUCCUUCUGGUAGAAAUGGUCCACAGCACUAACUGGUAAGGCUAUUGUACAGUAUACUGUCAGUAUUCUCUGGUUCAGCAUACCUUAUAGUUCGUAUAUAACCUGUAUUAAUUGUAUAGAUUGUGCAUUUAAAGCUGUUACCAAGUUGUCAGAACCUUAAGAACGAAAACAGGUCAUAUGUAAUAUUUUGUUUGUAAGUAUCCUUUGUAUCAUAGCAAAGGAAAUGUUUAAAAGAUCAACUGUAAUAAAAGUAAUUUUAGUACA
Molecule: messenger RNA, 11733 nt
Organism: Alexandromys fortis (reed vole)
Lineage: Eukaryota; Metazoa; Chordata; Mammalia; Rodentia; Cricetidae
Gene: Taok1
Product: TAO kinase 1
Exons: 19
Coding region: 241-3078 (945 amino acids)
Biological process (GO): regulation of cytoskeleton organization; protein phosphorylation
Cellular component (GO): cytoplasm
Molecular function (GO): ATP binding; protein serine/threonine kinase activity
Source: RefSeq, a predicted model, not a curated record